AUGUUGAUAUCGAAAGUCACAGAAUUAGCAAAAAUAUAUUUGUUGGAAAAGUUCCUCCAUUUGAUUAUGAUCAGAGUGAAUAAAGCAGGGAACUUUAAUUGUUUGCUUGAAGAAUGUAAAAGGAUAUUUAAAUUAAAUCCAUUCUACUGUGACAUUACAUUCAAUAAUUUCUUCAAACUCAACAAAGAUAAAGUUUUCAAAGACAUUACUAAUUUCCCUUUUAUCCACCAGACAAACAUUAAAAGAACCGAGACAAAUUGUGGAAGAGUGGGAAAACUUUGUGGCGAAAAUCCAAUAAAACUAUUACGGGAAACAAAAGGAAUGAAAUUAAAAAAAAGUGAAGACAUAACAACGAAUCUCGGAACCUCAACAAUUGAAACAAUACAAAACACGAGGUCGUCUUUAUAUCACUCUAAGUUCUUACGCUUCAGUUUAACUCUAAACAUCACAUAA
Clunio marinus is the source of this 453-nucleotide messenger RNA. NCBI's taxonomy places the organism in Eukaryota, Metazoa, Arthropoda, Insecta, Diptera, Chironomidae. The record is from the annotation of a GenBank genome assembly.